AUGGGCCGCUUUGUGAUCAAACAUCUUAGCCCAUUUGAUAUUAAGGAGAAAGCCUACUUGCAAGAAUGGUACUACGGUUUCAAAUCGAACUUUGGGAAAACAUUCCCCACGGGGAGAGAAUACCUCUCCCUUCCCCUUGAGGAGUAUCAAAAGCUCUUCUCUGGAAAACCAGCGGAAAUUUGUCAGGCGGUGAAUGCCAUGGAACAUGCCUUCCACUCGUGUUUCACUCAACUUCUAGAACAACAGAAAGUGAUGGUGGCCGUGGGAACUUAUGACCGAGCCCGGGUUGAGAACGAACUUAUCCCUCAGUCCCAAAGUAACGAAUUGGAAUUUAUGGUGAAAAACGGAUUCCGUCUUAUGGAGUUACAAACAAAGGCUGCUCAAGGAAACUACACACCUUUGUUAGACUACCUCUUGGCAUACUCAGCCGACUCAAACGAGAUCUGGAAAACUUUCAUCAUGGCGCUUGCAACUACGAACCGAACCUUGAAUUGGAAGCAAAAAAAAGAGUUUAUCGACCUCAUCUACGAGGCACGAGUCUCACUGACUGUUAUAGGCGAACAAAUUGAUGUUUGGUACAGGUAUCUUAGAGCUGAUCAUAAGUCUUGGUUCUCCAGACUGUCAAAAGAUUCGAAGUUUGACAAUCGAAGAAUAUAUAAAAGAGAUGAAUAUAAAUGA
Molecule: messenger RNA, 678 nt
Organism: Clavispora lusitaniae ATCC 42720
Lineage: Eukaryota; Fungi; Ascomycota; Pichiomycetes; Serinales; Metschnikowiaceae
Source: RefSeq, a predicted model, not a curated record